Molecule: messenger RNA, 1413 nt
Organism: Capsella rubella
Lineage: Eukaryota; Viridiplantae; Streptophyta; Magnoliopsida; Brassicales; Brassicaceae
Product: probable non-inhibitory serpin-Z5
Exons: 3
Coding region: 1-1413 (470 amino acids)
Molecular function (GO): serine-type endopeptidase inhibitor activity
Source: RefSeq, a predicted model, not a curated record
AUGGAUCGAAAGGAGAAGAAACAAAAGCUUGACACAUCAGGAAUCACAAGUCUCUCUCUCUCAAAGAUGCAUCUAAAGUUUAAGAAGAAGAAGAAGACGAAGAAGCAAAAAAAUUCAGAAAAUCACAAUCCCUCUCUGUCAAAGAAUAAAGAUUUGGUAAUCUCAAGUCCUUCUCUGUCAAAGAUUGAUGUGAGACAAGUGAUGAAGAAGCAAAACGAUGUCGCUAUGUUACUUGCUAGGAAAGCAAUCUCUGCGGUAGCCAAAAACUCUAAUUUCGUCUUCUCUCCUGUAUCAAUCAGUGCGGUACUCACCAUGGUUGCUGCUAGCUGCGAUGAAGAAAGUGAAGAACUAAGAUCCUUCAUCCUCUCCUUCCUUAGGUCUUCCUCAACCGAUGAACUCAAUGCAGUUUUCCAUGAAAUAGCUUCCUUUGUCCUUGUUGACGGAAGAAAAAAAGGCGGCCCCAAAAUCGCUGUCGUUAAUGGAGUUUGGAUGGAGCAAUCACUACCUGUUAGUCCCUCGUUGAAAGAUAUUUUUGAGAAUUUCUUCAAGGCUGCUUUUGAGCAAGUUGAUUUCCGAACCAAGGUUAGCUUAUGCAUGAUUUCUCUAUCACAUCAAGAUAUGUCUAAAUCAUAUCACAUUCAAUGUUUUCUUCAUUUUCCUUAUAAUCCCAUAUAUUUUUUGUUGUUUUUGAAGGCUGAACAAGUGCGUAUGGAAGUGAAUUCUUGGGCAUCACGUCACACCAAUGGUCUCAUCAAAAAUCUUCUUCCUCAUGGAUCAGUUACAAGGCUAACCGACAGGAUUCAUGGAACCGCAUUGUACUUCAAAGGAUCUUGGGAAAAAAAAUUCCAUAAGUCAAUGACGGAACGCAAACCUUUUUACCUUGUCAAUGGAACAACAGUGUCUGUACCCUUCAUGAGUAGCUCUCAUAAACAAUACAUUGAGUCUUAUAAUGGUUUCAAGGUCCUCAGUCUUCCUUAUAGACAAGACCGCGACGAGGAUACUGACCGCGGCUUUUCAAUGUAUUUCUAUCUCCCGGACAUGAAAGAUGGAUUGGAUAAUCUUUUAAAGAGAAUGUCAUCUACCCCUGGAUUCUUGGAUAGUCACAUUCCCAAAGAAAAAGUUAAAGUUGGUGAAUUCAGAAUUCCAAAGUUUAAGAUCGAAUCAGGGUUCGAAGCUUCAAGUUAUUUCAAUAACUUUGUGCUUGAUGUGUCAAUGUACCAGAAAGUUUUUAUUGAGAUUGAUGAAGAAGGUACUGAAGCUUAUGCUUGCACUGAUUUUCAUGUUCCAUACAAUGGCUGCUCUUGGGUGAGGCCGAUAGAUUUUGUAGCAGAUCAUCCAUUUGUUUUCUUGAUUAGAGAAUACCAAACCGGAACUGUUUUGUUCGCUGGCCAAAUCUUCGAUCCUUCUGCUUAG